AAGAGAAGGAGAAGAGCGUUUUUAAGCUUGAUAAAGGCUGCUCUGUGAUUUGAUUUGGUGUUCGUGAGAAAAGUCAGGGUGAAAAUGUCGACAGCGUUGGAAUUGACCGGGUUCUUGCUCGGUGUUGCAUCUUGGUUGGUAACAGGCGCCGCUCUGGCCAACGACUACUGGAAAGUCUCGUCUUUCUCCGGUAGUGUCAUCAUCUCAAGCCGUCAGUAUGAGAACCUGUGGCACGCGUGUGCCGAAGACAGCUCCGGGGUCGCCAAUUGCCGAGACUUCGACUCCCUACUGGACUUAGAAAGCUUCCUCCAAGCAUGUCGGGCUCUGAUGAUCAUCGCCCUUAUCUUAGGCCUCUUCUCUAUGAUCGUGUCCAUCCUGGGCCUCAAGUGCAUUCAGGUCGGGAGCUCCAGCGAUCAAGCGAAGGCUAAGAAAGCCGUCGCUGGUGGCGUCCUCUUUAUCCUAGCAGGUCUUUGUACGAUGACGGCCAUCUCGUGGUACGCCGCACGCAUCGUUGAAGACUUUAAAAACCCUUUCAGUGGAGGCAUUAAAUUCGAGCUGGGGGCGGGACUGUACAUGGGAUGGGGCGGAGCAUGUCUCUCCAUUCUGGGCGGAGCUCUGCUCAGCUGCGCCUGCAAAGACGCAUCUUCAGGACAAGCCAAGGGUGGAUACUACGCCAGGAGUCAAGCGGCAAAGAUCCACAAACCCGUGUCUGAGUCAGAGACGGCAAGGGCUUACGUUUAAACCCCAGAGAUUUCUCUGCAUGUAGUGUUGUUACUUGGUUUUUCGUUUUAACCCACCCUUUUUUUUUCUACAUUUUUUUAAAAAUACGAGGCUCAUGAUUAAUGUGGAAUCGGAUUUGUUAAUGAUAAAAGAAUAUUUUACGGAUGUUGGAUAUUAUGUCGUUCGAUUACUGAGAUUUAUCUGUAUUGUGUUAUUUGUUUUAAAAGGCGAAGGCUAGUUGUGUGGUAAACAGAGUUUAUCUUGGGUUCAAUAAAGUUGAAUUGAAUGGAACA
Molecule: messenger RNA, 1013 nt
Organism: Ictalurus punctatus (channel catfish)
Lineage: Eukaryota; Metazoa; Chordata; Actinopteri; Siluriformes; Ictaluridae
Gene: cldn15la
Product: claudin 15-like a
Biological process (GO): cell adhesion; bicellular tight junction assembly
Cellular component (GO): plasma membrane; bicellular tight junction
Molecular function (GO): structural molecule activity
Source: RefSeq, marked provisional